Molecule: messenger RNA, 3390 nt
Organism: Varanus komodoensis (Komodo dragon)
Lineage: Eukaryota; Metazoa; Chordata; Lepidosauria; Squamata; Varanidae
Gene: SLC43A2
Product: solute carrier family 43 member 2
Exons: 14
Coding region: 305-2014 (569 amino acids)
Biological process (GO): neutral amino acid transport; transmembrane transport
Molecular function (GO): neutral L-amino acid transmembrane transporter activity; L-amino acid transmembrane transporter activity
Source: RefSeq, a predicted model, not a curated record
UAGGAUGGGAAGGCGAUUGCACGGAGAAAAGCCCUUGCCUCUUGCAGCCGGAGCCCCUGGGGCAGCUUGCAAGGAAUCAAACAUUUAACGCAUGGCAGUAAAGCGUGGCAGCACGAAACUAUAAAACUAGCUGCUCGGAAUGCCCCGAGGGAAUAAACGGCUCCUCCCCGGUGCGAAGGGUAGAGCCAGGGCGGCACCUGAGGACGAUGGGCCCCUUUCUCCAGGCACCGCCUACCUGGACGAUGAAGUGCAGGGCUCAAGAGUUUGAAGGACUCCCGGCCUCUCGCUCUCCUCCCUCGGCACCAUGGCUCCCACCCUGGCAACAGCUCACCGGCGGCGAUGGUGGAUGGCUUGCACGGCCGUGGUGGAAAACCUCUUCUUCUCUGCUGUCCUCCUCGGCUGGGGCUCUCUGCUCAUCAUGCUCAAGUCCGAGGGCUUCUACUCCUACUUGUGUUCCCUGCCAGAGAACGUCACCGGCUCCGAGGCUGCCUCAGGGAACCAGAGCACGGCCCCGACCACGGAGCCCGUGGUGCGCAUGAACAACUGGCUGAUCUGCAAGGAGCAGGACGAGAUGCUGAACUUGGCCUUCACGGUGGGCUCCUUCCUGCUGAGCGCCAUCACCCUCCCGCUGGGCAUCGUCAUGGACAAGUACGGCCCGCGCAAGCUGCGGCUGCUGGGCAGCACCUGCUUCGCCAUGUCCUGCGUGAUGAUCGCCUACGGGGCCAGCAACCCGGACUCGCUGUCGGUCCUGAUCUUCAUCUCGCUGGCCCUGAACGGCUUUGGGGGCAUGUGCAUGACCUUCACAUCACUCACACUGCCCAACAUGUUUGGCGACCUUCGCUCCACCUUCAUUGCCCUCAUGAUCGGCUCGUACGCCUCCUCGGCGGUGACCUUCCCUGGGAUCAAGGUGAUCUAUGACUUCGGCGUCUCGUUCAUCCUCAUCCUGGUCGUUUGGGCGUGCUGUGCAGGGCUGGUCUUCCUCAACUGCUUUUUCAACUGGCCCCUCGAACCAUUUCCGGGCCCAGAGGACAUGGACUACACGGUGAAAAUCAAGUUCAGCUGGCUGGGGUUCGACCACAAGAUCACCGGCAAACAGUUCUACAAGCAGGUGACCACCGUCGGCCGCCGCUUGAGCGUGGGCAGCUCCAUGAAGAGCAAGGAGGCGGCGGCCCUGCAGGAGGGCCACAAGCUGUGCCUCUCCACCGUGGACCUGGAGGUCAAGUGCCAGCCGGACAGUGCAGCGUCCCCGUCCUUCCUGCAGAGCGUCGUCAGCCCCAUCUUGCUGCUGAGCCUGAUCACCAUGUGCGUCACGCAGCUGCGACUCAUCUUCUUCAUGGGCGCCAUGAACAGCAUCCUGGAGUUCCUGGUGGACGGCGAUCUGGAGACAGUGAGUCUUUACUCCUCCAUCUUUGGAGUCCUGCAGCUGCUUUGCCUGGUGACGGCCCCCGUGAUUGGGUACAUCAUGGACUGGAAGCUGAAGGAGUGCGACAGCCCCGAAGAUGUGGACCAGGGCGAGGCCUGCCCGAGCGGCAAGAAAAAGCCCCGUGACCGGCAGAUUCAGAAGAUUCUGAACGCCACCAGGGCCUUUGUUUUCACCAACCUGCUGUUAGUGGGCUUCGGGGUCACCUGCCUGAUUCCCAACCUGCCUCUGCAAAUCCUCUCCUUCAUCCUGCACACGAUCGUGCGAGGCUUUAUCCACUCGGCCAUGGGCGGCCUCUACGCAGCCGUGUACCCCUCCACGCAGUUCGGCAGCCUGACGGGCCUGCAGUCUCUCGUCAGCGCCCUCUUUGCGCUUCUGCAGCAGCCCCUGUUCCUCGCCAUGAUGGGGCCCCUGGAAGGAGACCCACUUUGGGUGAACGUGGGGCUGCUGGGGCUGAGCAUGCUGGGGUUCUGCCUGCCCGUCUACCUGGUCUGCUACAGACGGCGGCUGGAGCGGGAGAAGCAGCAGAAGAGCGAGGAUGCGAAGCUGUUCCUCAAAAUCAACGGCACGCCAACCCAGGAGGCCUUCGUCUAGGCCCUGCGCGGAGACUCCCCCGGGCGGCAUCGCUCCCACUGGUGCUGCUUCGGGCCCUCGGCCGGGGCGGUGGCUCGUGUGGGGGCAGCCGCCGCCGGGCCGGAAGGCGCUCGCCAUUCCAGCCGGCGGCAGGGCCUCACUCCGCUCCCUUCCAAGCUCCCUUCCAUUCCAGUCUCCAGCGGCCAUGGCACCCCCUUCACUGCUGCUCGCCUCGGGGGCGCGGCCUCGCUCGGGGGCCCCGCUUCCCCAUGGAAUGGAUCGGACCCGGACUGCCAAUGUUUCUUCCUCGGUUGCCUUGAAUUGUGGGAGGACUGCUUCCCCCGCCAUGACAGCUCGGCCCGGAUCUGUGCGGGACACAGAUCUCCUCCUGGCUGGCCCCGCGCCCCGGCUCCCCCUGGGGUCCCGAGGCAGCUGCCUUGUGGGAGCCACCCGCCACGUGGAUGCCGGCGGUCCAGCGGAGGAGGUGGCCCCCGCGGCCAGAAAUGCACUGUGACCGGAAGUGAAUGUACGGGCCCCUCUGUGCUGCGCAGGGGGGCUCCCCGCUCGGCCCUGCCCUUCGGCCGUGCCACAGGCGGGGCCGUGGCACUGCUUACUCCUGAAGGCCAGCGUCCUCGCAGGCACGGAGGGCCGGCGUGUCCUUCGUUUCGAUGUUGCUGGAGAGUGUGGGUGCGGGUGGAAGAGGCAGGGCCAGAGGUCCAGCUGGCCUGGAACCCGGCUCCCUGCCCCACCCCACGGGCUGUGCUUCUGCUCCCACCCACGUGAUGGGGGCUUGCCAGGCCGAGCGUCCCCAGGAUGAGGCCGCGUUCAGCGUGGGGUGGCUGCUGGCCCGAGCACGCCGACCACGGAGCGAGACCUGGGCUGCUGCUUGUCCUGGGAGGCAGGUGCUGGACCAUGCGAGGCCUUUCGGGAGGGGCGGCCUGCCCUGGCCUCCAAAGCAUGUGUCAGCCCGGGGCCGUGUGGGCCUUUCUGUCCCCUCCUGCCCCGCCGCAGCCUCCACACAGGAGGGAGAACAGGUGGCCCGGGCCCGGAUCGGGCGCCCCCGCCAUGCUUCCAGGGCUGCUUCCUCACAGCUGCCGCCACGGCCCUUGUGCUCCUCUCGGGUCUGUUCUUGUGAUGCUCCUCACGCCCUGACCACUGCUCUUUGAGAAACUCCCGCUAAGGGAAGCUGCGGGACAGGAGCGGCCCUUGCCGUAGUGAUUUCGUGGCUCUGAGGCCCCCAUCCUGCCUGGCCCCCUAGCGCCCCACUGCCAGGAACUCGGUGAAGCAGGUGUGCCCUCGGUCCCCUGGGCCAGGGCCUGCCUGCUCCUCGCGGGUCUGUGCCAGCACUGAGCCCCCUGCGCGCUCUCACACAUUGAAUAAAUGGAUUUUUAAAACGC